Molecule: messenger RNA, 2643 nt
Organism: Nerophis ophidion (straightnose pipefish)
Lineage: Eukaryota; Metazoa; Chordata; Actinopteri; Syngnathiformes; Syngnathidae
Gene: pals1b
Product: protein associated with LIN7 1, MAGUK p55 family member b
Exons: 14
Coding region: 327-2264 (645 amino acids)
Biological process (GO): establishment or maintenance of polarity of embryonic epithelium; establishment or maintenance of epithelial cell apical/basal polarity; morphogenesis of an epithelial sheet
Cellular component (GO): adherens junction; plasma membrane
Molecular function (GO): protein binding
Source: RefSeq, a predicted model, not a curated record
GGAGACCACACAUUGAAACACCCAUGUCUCAAGUGUCCCGACCGUUCCUGAACGCAACUCUCACUCCAAGAGGCUGGACGCAGAGACCCCGAGACGGAACAAAAAUGGGCUUUUGUUGUGAAUAAAGCCACGUUUUUCGUCCCAAGAAGCGGCGGUGGAUUAAAAAAAAAAGAAGAAAGGAGUUCCUUAAGGACGCAUGUGUGCAGCAGGAACUCAAAGGACUGUUGGUGUAAAAUGGCCCCUGGUGAGAGAACCAGUUCCUCCUAACGUCCAAAGGAGCUCAGCUCGGACUGAAGUGCUGCGAGCCGUAGGCUAGCGGGGCAGGGAUGAUCACCUCCCAUAUGAACGGUUAUGUGCAGGAGGGCUCGGCUCAGGCCGCCAACCACAGGGAGCGGGCUGUGGACUGUCCUGGCGACGACACUUGCCUCGUCAAACUCCCGCACUGCGGCGCCCAAAUGGAGAGGAUUCAGCACUACCAGGAGGAGCUGAGGAAGAGGAGGGACGAGGACGGCGGCCGGGGGAAGCACGACAUCGACCCCAGUGCGUCGCUGAGGCUCAAGAAGCUGUCACAGAACCCCAAAGUGGGCGUUGACAAUCCCACCUUCGAGGGCAAGGAGAAGGCUGCCAAAGACAUUGAUGAGCUGGAGGAGGUCCUGCAGGCUGUGAAGUGGGUGCAACAAUGCCUAACAGACGCUCAGAGCCAGCAGGAUGCAGAGCUGCUACUCCAGCUGCUUGCAAAGGACGACUUCAAGUGCGCCUACAGCAUCUACGCCGUUGUGUCCCAGAAGAUGAACCGAGUGAACCCCACCUCGCCCCUCACAGUGCAAGCACAGGACCUUUGCUUGGAGGUCCAAAAGAUCCUCAAGUCCAGCCAACAGAGGGAAGGCUUGGAGCUAAGAGCUCUACUCACCAAUCCCCAUCUCCAGGCGCUGAUGCAGGCCCACGACAGCUUAGCAGUGCAGGAAAUGGCAGAGGACAAUGUGAUUCAGUAUCUUGGAGAAACCGUUAAAAUGGUGCGGCUGCAGAAGACCAGAGACACCCCACUGGGCGCCACCGUGCGUAACGACAUGGACAGCGUGGUGGUGAGUCGUGUGGUUAAAGGCGGGACGGCGGAACAGAGCGGCCUCCUCAACGAGGGGGACGAGAUACUGGAGAUCAACGGUACAUCAGUUCGCGGGAAGCAUGUCAACGAAGUUCACGACUUACUGCAACAAAUGCACGGCACUUUGACUUUCCUCCUCAUCCCGAGCUCUCAGAUGAAACCUGCCCCGCACAGACAGACUGUGAUGCACGUACGAGCUUACUUUGACUACGACCCCUCCGACGACCCUUUCGUGCCGUGUCGGGAGCUCGGCCUGUCCUUCCAGAAAGGUGAUAUUCUCCACGUCAUCAGCCAGGAUGAUCCCAACUGGUGGCAAGCCUACAGGGACGGAGAUGAGGAAAACCAGUUACUGGCUGGGCUCAUUCCAGGGAAGAACUUCCAGCAACAGAGGGAGACCUUGAAGAAAACGAUACCCGACAAGAAUCAAGAGCCGCAAGGUAAACGUUGGUAUGUGAAGAAAGGCAAGAAACAGAAGAAGAAAAGUGCAUCUACUCUGAGCAAAAAUACUGACGCCGAUGACCUCCUGACCUAUGAGGAGAUGUCGCUCUAUCACCAGCCUGCCAACCGCAAACGCCCCGUCGCUCUGAUAGGUCCUACAAACAGCGGCCAUGACGAGCUGCGUCGGAGGCUUCUCUCCGUCGAGCCGGACAAGUUUGCAGUCGCCGUCCCACACACAACCAGGAGCCCGAGACUACACGAGCGAAAUGGCCGUGAGUACCACUUUGUGAGCAGAAUCGGGUUCGAAGCUGACUUGGCCGCGGGGAAGUUCAUCGAGUCCGGGGAGUACGAGAAGAACUUGUAUGGAACCAGCACAGACUCCGUGCGACAUGUGGUCAACUCGGGACGCAUCUGUGUGCUCUGCCUACACACCAGGUCGCUGAGGUUGCUGAGGUCCUCCAACCUUAAACCUUUCGUCAUCUUCAUCGCGCCUCCUUCUCAGGAACGACUGCGCACCCUGCUGGCCACUGAGGGAAAAUCAGCCAAGCCCGAGGAGCUCAAGGAGGUCACAGAGAAAGCCCGCGAGAUGGAGCAGAGUUUCGGCCCGCUCUUCGAUGCCACCGUCGUGAACAUGGAGCCAAACGAAGCUUUCCUGGAGCUGCGGAGGCUGAUCGAGAAGCUGGACACUGAGCCUCAAUGGGUGCCCACUUCCUGGCUGUGCUAAGUUAGGAAGAACACUCGCUGGUAAAUUUGCACAUUUUCCUCGUUUGUGGAGGAGGUGAACAUGAUGGACUCAGGUUUUCUUACAUUUCUUCUCAUCUCUUUUAUGUCUGUUUUUCCUGCUUUGUCCUGGUGAGUCAUUUUAUGAGACAAAUAGAAUAAUGCCUAUCCUAUUAUUCUUAAUAUUUAUGAUUGUAAAUACAGAUUUUUUUAGACAAUAUUUUACUCCUAAAUGUUGUGUCCCCCAAAAAUGAGCAAUAAUAGUGAAAGCUGCAGUUAUUUCUUACCAUGGUCAGUAUUAUUUUGUUUUUGUGUAAUCCGUGCUGUGUUGACAAGCCUCAAACAAUGUGUGUCUAUAACCAUUAAACAGUAUAUCAUAUUAA